Phycomyces blakesleeanus NRRL 1555(-) is the source of this 2419-nucleotide messenger RNA. RefSeq names its product Cullin. Gene Ontology annotation, molecular function: ubiquitin protein ligase binding. The coding region runs from base 33 to 2300 and encodes 755 amino acids. NCBI's taxonomy places the organism in Eukaryota, Fungi, Mucoromycota, Mucoromycetes, Mucorales, Phycomycetaceae. Gene Ontology annotation, biological process: ubiquitin-dependent protein catabolic process; protein ubiquitination; DNA damage response. The record is from RefSeq and is a predicted model, not a curated record. Gene Ontology annotation, cellular component: Cul4-RING E3 ubiquitin ligase complex. The transcript is spliced from 18 exons.
AUUCAAUCGAUAAAAACGACACCACCGAAUCCAUGGUAAUCGACAGUACACCUCUGGUUCUCAAUAGUAAACCAAUAAAAGAAUCUGAAACACCUGGCAAACAAGCUCGAAGCAAAUUCAUGUCUCCUGUUCACACAAAUGCUAAACUCUUGUGGGAUUCUAAACCUUCUGUUACUACAGGAGAGGAAUACUUGAAAGAUGCCUGGAAUACCCAUGAGGCUCUUAUUAAAUCUAUCUUGUCUGGGAAAACAAUCAGUAGUGGCAUGAAUGAUGCCUACAUAAAAUGUGAGAUUCUCUGUCGAGAUGGAAGAAGUGCAGUUAUAUAUUCGCGCGUAAAGAAUGUACUUUCCCGUCAUAUUGAUGGAUUGGCCAAAAAUUUGGGAGAAAUGGCUAGUUCGUAUGAUAACUUUCUUCAAUACACGAACAAGUGCUGGAAUCAAUUGUCAUUUGAUCUGCAUCAAUUAAAAAAAUUAUUCAUGCCGAUGGAUAGAAGUUAUAUAGUUCAGUCAACAGAAUACGAUUCUAUCAUUGAUCUUGGAUAUAGUCUAUUCAAAGACAACUUGGUAAAGAAUGACGCUAUAAAAGAACGACUAGUUGCCAAUAUUCUCUACUAUGUAAAAGUUGAAAGAGAUGGUGGCACUGUAGACCAGCCGUUGAUCAAAUCUUUGCUACAAAUGUUGAUGACCCUAUCUUUGUACUCCACCAUAUUCGAACCUCGAUUUAUUGAAGAGACGGCACGGUAUUAUGAGCAAGAGGGUCGUAGUCUAAUCCAAAAAAUCGACAUUCCAAAUUAUCUUGUUCAUGUCACAAGGCGCGUCAAAGAAGAAGGCGAGGAUCGUAAACAAGCUUAUUUGGAUAAAUCCACCGAAAUCAGAUUGGUACAGACAGUAAAGAAUGAGCUGGUUUACCGAAUGACCAACGAUAUUCUUUCCAAAGGCUUUGAUUCUAUGGCAGAUGAAAUGAAGCUAGAGUCCCUCAAGACAUUGUAUGAUUUAUUGUCUCCAGAAAAGGACCGGACAGAGUUACGCCAGGUAUUUGGUAGUUACAUAAAGAAACGAGGCAUAGAAUUCAUCAAAGACCCAUCAAACGACAACGCCAUGAUUGUCACAUUGCUGGACCGAAAACAAAGAGCUGACACGAUUAUGGAAAAAUGCUUUGAUAAUAAUAUUUUAUUCGCAAAUACAGUCAAGGAGAGCUUUGAAACAUUCAUUAAUUCUAGAAACAACAAACCUGCAGAAUUGAUAGCCAAAUACAUUGAUUCAAAGCUGAGGAUGAGUGAAAAGAAAAAAGCAGAGGUUGACAUGGAGAAAGUACUGGACGACGCCCUUGCCAUAUUUAGGUUUACCCAAAGUAAAGACAUCUUUGAGGCUUUCUACAGAAGAUUCUUUGCUCGAAGGCUUUUGUCGACCUUUGAUGUAUCUGAAGAAGCAGAAAUGAGUAUGAUAACAAAACUCAAAUCAGAGUGUGGCCCGGAUUUUACAAAGGAUUUAGAAAUUAUGUUUAAAGACAUGUCUAUUUCAUCUGAACUCCAAGCAAAAUUCAGGGAAGCCACAAUUAAUACUGAUGUAUACGACAAAACGAUGAACGUUAUCAUUUUAACAUCCAGUGCUUGGCCAAACACACCGAAGCAUGAAGCUAUUUUACCACCCAAAUUGGCCGAGUCCCAGGAAGUAUUUAAGCAAUUCUAUGUUUCAAAAUUCAAGGGUAAAAAGCUCACUUGGCACAAUGCCUUGGGUCAAUGUAUACUUCGGGUCAGAUUCCCUCGAGGCGUAAAAGAACUCUCGACCAGCUUAUUCCAAUCGAUCGUCUUGUUUCUAUUCAACGACGAAACAAAAGAAACUAUUAGUUUCCCAGAAAUAGCAACUGCUACAGGCAUAGAUGAAAAGGAACUUCGACGAGUUCUGCAAUCCUUGGCGUGUGGCCAAUCCCAAGUGUUAACAAAAACACCUCCUGGAACAGAAGUCAAGGACACAGAUGUAUUUGCAUACAAUGCAGACUUUUCCGCUGCCCGUCCUCGUGUUAAGAUCAGUCCGAUAAUCAGUGAUACAUCAGCAGAAGAGAACAAAGAUACGGAGAAUAGUGUAUUGUUUAAUCGACAAUGCCAGAUCGAUGCUGCUAUUGUUCGAAUCAUGAAAGCCAAAAAUAAGCUUUCUCAUGGCGCCUUAGUAAAUGAAUUGUUUGCGACUCUUAGAUUCCCAAUCAAUGCCUCUGACAUCAAGAAGCGUAUCGAAUCCCUUAUUGAAAAGGAAUUUCUGUUACGCGAUGAAGAAGACAAUUCAGCUUACAUUUAUAAUACCUGAUUUAUAAUUUUUUCUUUUCUUUAUAAAAAAAUGCUAAACAUUUUAUCUUAACGCUUACUUUGUUCAUUUAUUUAUAUAACACAUACAAUAAAUCGCCAUUUAAGUCAAUAAAACAGAUC